This is a messenger RNA of Funneliformis geosporum, 864 nucleotides long. NCBI's taxonomy places the organism in Eukaryota, Fungi, Glomeromycota, Glomeromycetes, Glomerales, Glomeraceae. The record is from the annotation of a GenBank genome assembly.
AUGAAAAAUUCAAAAUUAUUAAGAACAAUUUUAAUGGUUUAUCAUAUACAACAAGUAAAACAAAAGUUCAAUCCAUCUGCUAAAGGUUUUGAAAAUUUGUUGGGAUUUUGUGUUAUAAAUCAAUUAAAACAGAUGAAUGAAUCAGAAAAGGUCGUGUUAAAUAUUGGUGGUAUGCCAGUAAUUUAUGACGUAUCGAAAAACAUUAGCAUCAUGUCCAAACACACUUCUAGGGAUUGGACAUGUUUUAAAUACAUCUUACAAUAUUAUCGUUAUAAAAAAGUUUUUUGGCCAUUAAAAAAUAAUCCAUUUGAACCUUCUCAUGAACAAAUUAUAAGAGAACUAAAUUUUUUUAAAAUCCCUUAUUCCUUACCCAUCGUGAAUGAGAAUCAAGAAGUCAUUGAAAGGUGUGAAGUUGACUUUGUUGACGAAGCAACGAAAAAUCUUAAUUUAUUUAUACAAAUGAUACAUCAAGUUAUAUUCGAAUCUCGUAGUAAUUUCAAAAAUCAAAUUGAACUCACAUUCUUACAAUCUCAAGACAAUCACAAUUCAGUCUCACAUGAUUCAACAACUUCAACACAAGUAUCUGGCUCAAAAAAGUAUACAGUUUUACCUCGGAUACAAAGGAUACAAUCUUUAGCAUUUAAAUUCAAAGAAAAUGGUUUUGAUAUAUUAGAAUUAUUUGGUGAUGAAAUUUCUAAUUAUUUUAUUCAAAGAAAUAUUAAUUUUGAAAUUAUUACAAGUCAUGAUCCAAAUCUCUAUAGAAUUAUUAUACAAUUACCGAAAUUUGAUAUAAUGAAUAAGACGCAAAUAUUUGAAAAUUCUAUCAUGAAAUUACCAACACCACAAUGGCAAGCUGAAUCAUAA